AAUACACUAGUAAUCUGUGAAAACUGAUGAGUGACGAAAAUUAUUGCGAAAUUAGUAUUAAUUAUUUGCGUGAAAAGAUUAUAAUGACUCAUAAUUGAUUAUAUUUUUUUAUUUACCAGAAACAUAAUAAUCCGAAAAUGGCUAGUUCCAUUAUUGUGGCUGGUUUAGGUAUGGCUGCAGUGGGAUUUGCAGGGCGUUAUGUACUCAGACAAAUGCCCAAUGUGUCUGUUAAGUUUUCGGAAGCCAUUAAAAAUCUCCCGAAGUUUGAUGCAGAAAGCCUAGCAAAUUCUAAAUACUACAAAGGUGGUUUUGAACCUAAAAUGACAAAAAGGGAAGCAGCAUUAAUAUUAGGCGUAAGCCCAACUGCUAGCAAAGCCAAGAUUCGGGAAGCACACAGAAGGAUAAUGUUGUUAAAUCAUCCAGAUAAAGGAGGUUCUCCACUCAUUGCAGCUAAAAUAAACGAAGCAAAAGAUUUACUUGAAAGUGGGAAAUCAUGAUGUUAUCAAGAAAUAAAAAUUAUAAUUAUAUGUAAAGUUAGUAGCUUUUCAUUAGUGUUAAGUUUCUUAGAAUUGGUAUUGUAAAUAAAUUUGUUUUGCU
Messenger RNA from Aricia agestis (brown argus), 597 nucleotides. RefSeq names its product mitochondrial import inner membrane translocase subunit TIM14. Lineage: Eukaryota; Metazoa; Arthropoda; Insecta; Lepidoptera; Lycaenidae. Gene Ontology annotation, biological process: protein import into mitochondrial matrix. Gene Ontology annotation, cellular component: PAM complex, Tim23 associated import motor. The transcript has 3 exons. Bases 138 to 497 code for a protein of 119 amino acids. The record is from RefSeq and is a predicted model, not a curated record. Gene Ontology annotation, molecular function: ATPase activator activity.